Messenger RNA from Acyrthosiphon pisum (pea aphid), 1196 nucleotides. Its product is annotated as annexin B9-like. The transcript has 8 exons. The coding region runs from base 38 to 1174 and encodes 378 amino acids. Gene Ontology annotation, cellular component: vesicle membrane; plasma membrane; nucleus. The record is from RefSeq and is a predicted model, not a curated record. NCBI's taxonomy places the organism in Eukaryota, Metazoa, Arthropoda, Insecta, Hemiptera, Aphididae. Gene Ontology annotation, molecular function: phosphatidylserine binding; calcium ion binding; calcium-dependent phospholipid binding.
AUAUUAGAUUAUGUAAUAUUUACGAUUUAAUAUUAUUAUGUCUAUUGGCAGUACUUACUACAUCGUCAUAAUUGCAUUGUCAUUACUCAUUCACUAUCCAACGUAUUAUUUAAUUUCGUUUGUUUUUUGUGGUUACUUCACUUCCCGUUCAGGUAUAAAAAUUUAUAACUCCAAGAAUCUAUACCUAAACAUGAACCAUCCAGAAGAAUCUCCCAAUAACCAGCUGUCUAAUCCAACAGUUCGUCCAGUCAAUCCAUUUGAUCCACGUUGGGAUGCUCAAUUAUUGCAUAGGGCUAUGGAUUGGACACAUGAGUACACUAUUCAGAUAAUAGAAGUCUUGGCCAAUAGAGUUUAUUCUCAAAGACAGGAAAUUGCCAUUCAAUUCAAGAGUAUGUUUGGGAAAGAUUUAAUAUCCGAAUUGAUAAUGCAACUCGAUGGAUAUUAUAAUAUGAGAAAAAUAAUUUUAGGACUCAUGACACCUACUUGUGAAUUUCUUGCUAAAGAAGUUCAUGAUGCUCUAACUAGUCCCAUUGAUGAAAAAAUAAUAAUUGAAAUCAUAUGCACUGCUUCUAAUGCUGAGUUCAAUAACAUAAAAAUGGCAUACAAUAAUUUAUUUGGAAAUGAUUUAGAAAAAGAGCUUAUGGAAAAAAAAUCAGGAAGUUUCCGAAGAUUAUUGGUGUCACUAUUUCAGGGACGACGCAAUGAAAAUACAUUUGUUGAUGUUGCAUCUACACAAGCUGAUGCACAAAACUUGUUACAAGCUUAUGAACUACAAUCUGGAACAGAUGACUCUACAUUCAACAUGAUCUUGUGUAGUCGUAGUUUCUGUCAAUUACAACAAGUAUUUUUAGAAUAUCGUCGUCUAACUGGAAAAGAUUUUGAAGAUGUUAUCAACAGUGAAGAAUUUGUGAAUAUUAGAUUAGUUGUACAAACCGUAAGAGACAAAAUUGCAUACUUCGCCAACCAAUUGAUGUUUGCUAGCAGGCCUUGUUUUGGCUAUGAUGAAAGACCGUUGCUUCGUAUAAUUGCAACUCGUUGGGAAAUGGAUAUGGUUGAAAUUAAAAAUGCUUACAUGUCGAUGUAUGGGAUAUCUUUGGCGGAUGAUAUUGGGGACGACUUUACAUUAUGUGAAUACAAAAGAAGUCUCAAGGUACUAGUUAGAGACAGAAAAUAAUAAUAUUCAUACAAUCUUAUUA